Messenger RNA from Phanerochaete carnosa HHB-10118-sp, 2454 nucleotides. RefSeq lists its product as uncharacterized. The coding region runs from base 1 to 2454 and encodes 817 amino acids. NCBI's taxonomy places the organism in Eukaryota, Fungi, Basidiomycota, Agaricomycetes, Polyporales, Phanerochaetaceae. The record is from RefSeq and is a predicted model, not a curated record. The transcript is spliced from 4 exons.
AUGCCAAGUGCUCCCUACGAGUGGCUCGACAAGGUCGCAAUGUCAUGCGAAACAUUGCCAGUUUUGGCAGGGGACUUCGCAGAUCGCGAAGACGUAGAUGACGCGGAAGAUGCGUUCAUUCGCUUUGUGCUCGGCGGUCGCUUCCACCACACCAAUGGCGGACUGUAUCUCGCUCAAGUCACUCAGCCACAACACGCUGGAGGCCUCAUCCCUGCGGACUUUAUUUCGGCCUCAAUGCAGGGCGGAUCUUUUGAGAAUAUUCCGGUUCACGAAAUUCCACAUGUUAAGCUCGGGUUCGCUGACCGCCUCACAGCGUGGUUGUGCUUACCCGAGCUAUACUACAAAGGUUGCUCUCCGCAGCUCCUACUCCCUGACAUCUGGGACAUUCACCAAGCUGUCCUGGCUGCCAUGGCAACAAGCGGAGUGGACCUGAACAAUGGCUUAGGAGGCGGUAAUGAAGAUCCUAUGGAACAACCUGCCACUCUUUUUGACUUCCUUUCCAUGUCAUCUCGGGAACUUAGGCGAUUCGCAUCCCCAGCUCGUGUCGGCGUCUACUCAAGUGGAAUCUUUCCACAAGAGCUGCGAGCCGCAUUAGACAAUGACGUUCGAUUCCGCCAGAGCUUCUUUGUGUACCACCUCAGCUCUAAAGCAACUCCGGCAGGCCACGACCCCCGCAACUCAGCCGCCAGACGGGCUAAUUGGAAUGAGGUCAGAGACACUUUGGAGAUGCUGCAAACUGAGGACAACUUUGCAGGUUGGAUGGCAAGAAUCUCAGUUCAGUUUGGCCAAGACAACGCAGCACUGGUUUGGCAACCUCAGGCAGUUGCACAAUGCCUCGACAGUUUACUUCCUGAUGUAGAGGAGGCAGUCCGAGAGGAGCUAUCUGAGAGGAGACAGUCAAAACAGGCAGCCAUUACCGGAGUACUAGGCGACACUACACUCGACAUCUCAUCGGCGAAAGCAUUAUAUUCUUACAUCGAGCUCCGAAAUCACUUUCGCAAUCAAAGCGAACGGCGACCAGGCUGGAAGGUCAUCACACCAGCUGAUACCUUGCCGGGAAAUCUACGCACGCUCCUACAGAAGACUUUGGCGGCUGAGUCACAGUGCUUUAAACUGGCUGGAGAAGCUGCAGGAGAUGUUUCAGCCACACUUGCAGUUCAUGUCAAGCUCUAUGAAAUGCAGGACGCUUUGAAAGCUUUUCCAGCAACAUCGGAGCUGCUAUAUUUGCUGCCACGAAAAGCUUGGUGGAAUUUCCGCGCAACUAGAAUUAACGCUGUACGGCGUGUCUUGAAAAGGCUCCAGCUGGCCCCACCCGACGCUUGUCUCUGGGAAGAAGUACUAGCCUUCAACGCUGCUUGUGUUAGCAUCCUCAAUAGCUGCAUCAUUUCGCAGUUGGAGAGUUCCAUGAUGCAAGAACUUCUACAGCAAAUGGCGUACUUUAUUGUUCCUGAAGCGAACAAUGAGGAGGAAGCAGAAUGGGGCUACAACGGUGGACACUUCAAAUCAUGGAUUGAAGACCGAGGAGCCUACUUCGUGGCAGAUACAAUCAAGAACGUUUUUGAGAACAUGGAGGGGCCACACAUCUAUCGGAUUCAUUCACGAGUCGAAGUUGACGAAGACACUUUGGUCGCCAUAUAUCAACAAAAAUCGAUGAGCCACUUACGUUCUCACUUUGGACUCGGCUCACAUUGGACGAGGUUGGUCAAACUCAACCCUAGUGCCAAUUACCGCUUGUACAAAGGAGGAUGUACCACCCUUGUUGAUGCGACUUCAAGAAGACCUCGAGCUUCUCCAAGAGAUUUCAACAACAUCACCGCGCUGAACAUUCAAAUCCAUAGGCCCGUCGUACAGACAGGUCCAGACAUUCGUGGGCCGGGCAACAGUUACGACCGAGUCAAUGAGGUUUUGCAAGGCAGCCUUAUUGACGUACUCAACCGGCUCUAUCGCCAAUUUGCCCACGACCUCAUGAUGAAGUCCCCAAACAAGUUGAAAGGGGGGACUUAUAUCACUCUUCGCUCCGCCGAACUGGCUUCAGUUACUCCUGACUACUACUUCCACCCAAUCUUGCCGUUAAUAUCGGCCCGGGUAGUUUUGUGUCAACCCGAAGCUUGGGAGAAGAACAUCAGCCACUUAUUUCCAUCCAAAGGGAACAUGGCAAGUUCAACUUCCAACGGAUACCCAGGUUGCACCUACUUCAGAGCUUGGACCGAAUUGCUCAAUCGGCUGGACGAAUGGGAUGCCUUUCAAGUGACGGCAGAGAUGAGAAGCGAGGUGGCCAAAUUUUUAUGGCUUCCUCGAACGGAGAAGGGAUCGAUGUGGACGACACGAAAAGAAACUCAGAACAUGACCCGUGCACUUCCUUAUGAAGAUUGUGGAUCAAGCCCUUACAUUGCGGCGAAUCCACGAUACAUACGAGGACUAGAGAAUUUAAAUCGAUUCGCUCUGAGACGAUGA